Messenger RNA from Penicillium bovifimosum, 672 nucleotides. RefSeq lists its product as uncharacterized. The record is from RefSeq and is a predicted model, not a curated record. Lineage: Eukaryota; Fungi; Ascomycota; Eurotiomycetes; Eurotiales; Aspergillaceae. The transcript has a single exon. Bases 1 to 672 code for a protein of 223 amino acids.
AUGGCAACUCGAAGCUCAAACAGAAAUCGGGAGUUUUCCCCUGCUAGGUACAGUGGCGUACUGGCGUCUAGUAUCAGUCUUCCUAUUGCUGUACCACCACCGCCGCUAGCCGAGACCGAACCAGGCGUCCCACAUUCCAAACCCCCACCGCCAUUGACCAAUGGCAAUGAUGACGGCUCCGUCUCCACCUCGAAGAGCUCUUGCCGUUCGUCACCAACUCCAUCUCAAACUCGAAGUGACCAAAAUACCUUCACAAUGAGAGACGAGAGAGACAUACUAGAUCUGUACGCAACCGACUACAAACCUGUUUGGGCUGCAGGAAUUGAAUUCCCCGGUGCCAUUCCAGAAGAGAUAUCACAGUAUCUGUAUGAGGAUGGCGAGCAGGUCUCCUUGUUCAUCGGACCGUUGUCAAGCCUUUUUUGGCUUGAGGGGGUGGAAGAGCUCGAAGAGCUCAUUCGCGAUCCCGCAUAUGUUCUUACAGAUGAGUACCGUUCGAUCCCACAGGGUUCUCCGCGUCUUUGGAUUGUUUCCAUUUUGUUUGAAGAAGGGAAGAUACCAGCAACAUUCAUGGACAAGAUCUAUGAAGAACCUGUCCGACGCCAGACUUCCGUGAUUUCUUAUGCCAGCUCUAUUCCCCCGAAUCUCACAACAACUCCUACUCAAAACAGCUAG